AUGCAGAUCACCAUUGCUCUCUGUGUCCUAAUGGGCACAUUCCUGUCUCUGACUGAGGGAGAAGUGGUGACUAAUUUCCAAGACAUUCCUAAAUGUAUGGAAUAUUUCUACAGAGGAAAAGUGCCGGAGUGGGGUGCUUCUACGCCUGGCGUUGCUCGUCUGUGUCAGCGCUUCGAGAACCAGUACUACUUCGCCACACUGUAUGACACAAGACACCGCAUUGCUGUCUACUCUGCUUAUGUGUUUGAGCCCAGCAAUGGAGGUGGCAGGGAGAAGCGCUGGUUUGUGGAGCCACAGCUGGUGGAUCCAUCCUGGGGGUCUGAGAUGAAAGAUGGUUACUGGCUUGGUAGGGACAACCCUGAUGUCUACUUGGGUGAUAAUCAAGCUCUGAAUGAGGACUACACACACUCUGGUUUUGACCGUGGACACCUGAACCCCAAUGGGCACCAUCCAGUCCCCAGCCGCAAUGCCACCUUCACCCUCACCAAUGUGGUGCCCCAGAACCCCACGCUAAACCAGAAUUCUUGGCGCAUCCAUGAGUCUGAGAUGACAGACCUGUUCCUGUCCAAGUGUCAUAAGGCCUACGUGCUGGUGGGCGCCAUCCCGUCUGCAAACAACUGGAUCAUCAAGAAUAACGUCAGGCGUGUCAAUAUCCCGGAUUACAUGUGGAACGCCUACUGCUGCACUGACCAGAAUGGUCGUCCUAUCCUCAGUGGUGCUGCCACCGCCCUGAACUCUGAGCUAAACGUAGUUGAGAAGCUCACCCUCGAUGAGAUGGUUGGGUUCUUGCAGCAAUACUCCAACACACCAGUUGGAGAGCUGUUCUAUAACCAGUGCAGGGCUUAA
Molecule: messenger RNA, 846 nt
Organism: Chanos chanos (milkfish)
Lineage: Eukaryota; Metazoa; Chordata; Actinopteri; Gonorynchiformes; Chanidae
Product: endonuclease domain-containing 1 protein
Exons: 3
Coding region: 1-846 (281 amino acids)
Molecular function (GO): nucleic acid binding; metal ion binding; hydrolase activity
Source: RefSeq, a predicted model, not a curated record